Molecule: messenger RNA, 1215 nt
Organism: Drosophila mauritiana
Lineage: Eukaryota; Metazoa; Arthropoda; Insecta; Diptera; Drosophilidae
Exons: 3
Coding region: 73-1017 (314 amino acids)
Source: RefSeq, a predicted model, not a curated record
UUUUCUUCAAGAUAUAUACAUAUACAAUUAUAAAGAGCUAAAAUAGCCGGAUCAAUUCUUAUUUAAGGUUGUAUGAUGGUUAAGACGGGAAAUCGCAUGAUCAGAAUCACCAGCCGAGUCGAUACGUCCGUCUGCCCCAGUGAAUGUUUUGAUGUCGGGAAGCACUCCUCUGGCUGCCAAAAAUUAGUAAGAACAAAGAUGACAACACACGAUGGGGCUCAGUCGUACUUCUCACGUCUUAAUUCAAUUUCCCAAAAAAUUACCUGCGAUCUCAAUAAAGUUAAAUCAACACACAGUCAAGACGCUUGGCUUAAAUUGACUUUAAACGAACAGGAAAAAAUAUUGAAUAACCACUUAAUUGAUCCUGUUAUAUUUUCUAAGUACUGUCAUAGAACUAAAGAAAACUAUGCGGCACAAGAUCCGCACGAAAAUAAUGAUGUUACUAAAAAUGAUUACCGUAAAUUUUGUUUCAGAGACAUUGUAUAUUUAUAUAACGGCCAAGAUUUACACACAUAUAAUUAUCAAAACGUUGGUUUAAAAAUAUUACGCGAUGAUAACAGCGGAGAUUUUCAAGAUGAACAUUCGUUUCCAUUUUCUUAUCGAACCAAAUCACAAAUAAACAUAGUAUUAAAAGAAUUUGAUGAUAUCUGCCUUGUCGAAACUCCCACUGGCGUAAAAAAAUCCAUUCCUCUAAAAUUGAGGACAAAAGAUUCAAGCACUAAAAAAAUGCCAAUUCUCCACCUUAAUUCUAAUGAUAAGACCGACGUUAACACAACGGAAAAAAAGAUUUCCAUUCUUGAAAACUUCUCAAAAACCCAAAAUGUUUAUAUUGACGAAUGUAUUGAAUCUAAUGAGAAAAUGCAACUACUCUUUAAAUGUGGAUCGAAAAACAGCGUAUCAAACAACUUGUCUGAUUAUGAAAACGAAUUUAAAGAUGUACGUCAUGACGAAAAUACAAAACUGUUAUCCCCUGAACUAAAAAUGCCUAAGGGUUUCGAUUUUCUCAGUAAUUGGUAAAACCUAUAUAAAUCUCAUAGAUAGUCGAAGGAGAGCAGUUUCUUUAAAACAUAAUUUCAUUUGACUUCAAGGCAAAAACACCAAAACGUACAUAUUAAUGUUGAUCGGCCGUAAGUCCAAACUUUGCACUUUAUAUAAGCAUAAUUUUAUUAAGGUGUCUUUUUUUAACAUAGAUUUAAUAAAAUAAGUAACAUAUUA